AUGGAGGUGGACCAGGACCCAGAGCAGUGGACCAACCAGGUCCCCAGAGGACCAGCAGCAGGCCCGGCCUCUGGUACCAGCCAUGUUCAGGUCCGCGGGUCUGUUCCGUUAACAGUUCCGGACAACAUAGUGAAUACCAUGAACUACUGGUCCAGUGGCACUAAAGCAGUGUUUUCCUUUGGCGAUGUAAAAGGUUGUUUGUCUGUGUUCGUCUCCACAUCAAAAAAAGUAAACGGCCUCUUCUUUAGAGAUGCAUAUGAGAAAAUCUCUCUGCGUGAUUAUCCAACUGCUUAUGUUUCAACCCUGUUAAAAAACACCUCUAAAGACUUUCUAUGUGUAAAGGUCAACAUCUUUAAUCGCAUUUGCAGUCAGAUUCGAUACUUUCCAUCACUUAGCUCAUUUGCCAUCUGCAAUAGUUCAUCCAAGACAAUGGUCCUUGCUUCUCUUCCCAAGACAUCCACAACCAAAAUGUCUACAACAGUCUUUAAGAGCAGAGGACAUGUGGAGUUCUUCACCUGUGUAGAAUACUCCACUUCCUCUAGGCAUCUGCUGACCUGCGGGACGGACACCCUACUCAGGACGUGGUUUCCCCACAAAACAGUGUCAGGCGUCCAAGAAUUAAAGGGACAUGCCAAACCCAUCACCCAUAUAAUGUUAAAUCCCAAGGAAAAAGUUUUUGUUAGUUUAUUGCAGGACCAACGUGUACGUGUUUGGUCCGAGAAUGCAAUGAUCUGUUUGCAAAGCUUCAAGAUAAAAGAAAUGAUGCAGAGUCCUAGCUCCAGUGUGUGUCACAACAGACACAACAAUGAGUUAGUCCUAGCUAACACAGAUAUUGGCAAAUAUCUUGGGAGAGGAACUGAUGUGUUUAAAAAUGCUUUAACAUCGCAUGACAAGCCCCUGUGCUGUGCUCUCUAUCACAACAUUUUCAAACAGGUUGUCUCUGUUUGCCAAAAUGGCGUGGUGACAGUGUGGGAUAUCUUAACAGGAAUGGCCACCAUGCAGUUCAAAGUGACUCCAGAUCAGUAUGUGGGGCAUGUUGCUAUUUCAUUUGAUGGACUAAAGCGCAGACUGAUCACAAUUACCCAGGAUGGAAAAGUUAAACUUUGGAACUUCAACAACGGAACAGAGCUUGCCAUUCUUCCUGUUAUCGUACAAAGAGAGGUGACAAGUAUCGUCUGUGUAGACAAUAGGGUGUUUGUGUCGGGAAAGAACUCCAAGAUCAUUUAUGACCGGGACAUACACGGAUAUGACAACAGAUUUUUGAAGCAUGAUUAUUUAGAUGACAUUUGCUCAAUGGAUGUCCAUGAAAACACACUGGUUACUGCCUCCAGCAAUGGAAAUAUUGUCAUCUGGGAGGCCGACAGUGGCCAAGUUCUCUACUGGCUCAAUGGCACUAACAGCCCUUGAACAAACAUGGCAGACAAAAACACUCAGGGCCAGACAGGGAGUCUGCUUGGUUACAAGAGUCCAAAGCAUGUGAGAGGCACUGGGAAAAGACCUCUACAUAGUAAAUCCC
This is a messenger RNA of Etheostoma spectabile (orangethroat darter), 1516 nucleotides long. Its product is annotated as WD repeat-containing protein 64-like. Gene Ontology annotation, molecular function: protein binding. The record is from RefSeq and is a predicted model, not a curated record. Lineage: Eukaryota; Metazoa; Chordata; Actinopteri; Perciformes; Percidae.